This is a messenger RNA of Astyanax mexicanus (Mexican tetra), 2524 nucleotides long. RefSeq names its product malonyl CoA:ACP acyltransferase (mitochondrial) (gene mcat). The record is from RefSeq and is a predicted model, not a curated record. NCBI's taxonomy places the organism in Eukaryota, Metazoa, Chordata, Actinopteri, Characiformes, Acestrorhamphidae. The coding region runs from base 316 to 1452 and encodes 378 amino acids. Gene Ontology annotation, molecular function: transferase activity. The transcript has 4 exons.
UUCCGCAGCGCUGCACACAGACCGCAGCAGAGGAAGAAAGGUCAACAGCAUGAGCGUAGCAUGGAAAUAAAACAGCACGCGGAGGCUCGAGACACUAAGAUAAACUAACCUAACUAAUCAAUUAACAAUAAACAGACUUUUAUCACAUUUUCUCAGGCUAAAUAACAGUGUUAUUGAGGAGAAAGCAGGAGAUAUGUAGACUGAAUAUGACAAGUUAAACUGUGAGGGUCAGAGUGUUUAACAGUAGCUUAAUUUAAUAGAUCUGGUUAGUUUCACAUUUCAGCAGUAUUGAUCUGAUCAGACCGUGUAUCGGAUAUGAAUCUGCUCGCGCUGAUCCGCCGGAGAGCUGCAGCCGCCGGGGUCUCCCCCCCACCGCGCAGAACACAGCCCGGAUCAGCCCCCAGCAGGUCCCUCACAGACAUCACGGACCACCUCACAGAGCAGCACGCCGCCGAGGAACCACGCACACCCAGACCAAGGAGACCCCCCAACCGCGCCUCCGUCCUCCUGUUCCCCGGACAGGGCAGUCAGUUCGUGGGCAUGGGCAGGGGGCUGCUGGAGUACGGUAAUGUCAGAGAAAUGUUCUCAGUGGCUCAGAAGGUUCUGGGUUAUGAUCUGCUGGAUCUGUGUUUGAAUGGACCUGAGGAGGAUCUGAUGAAGACCGUCCACUGCCAGCCUGCUGUGUUUGUCACCUCUCUGGCUGCUGUGGAGAGACUGAACCAGGAGAACCCUGAGGCAGUAGAGAACUGUGUAACUGCUGCUGGCUUUAGUGUUGGGGAGUUUGCUGCUCUGGUGUUUUCUGGUGCGAUGGACUUUGCUGAAGCUCUGUUUGCAGUGAAAGUUAGAGCAGAGGCCAUGCAGAAAGCCUCUGAUCAGACCCGAAGCGGAAUGUUAUCUGUGAUCGGGAAAAAUCAAGCCAACUACAAACACGCAUGCCUUCAAGCCCGAGAGCACUGCCUGUCUCUGGGGAUCCAGAAUCCUGUCUGCUCUAUUGCAAACUACCUCUUUCCAGAUGGGAGGGUCAUCGCUGGACAUCAAGAGGCACUAGACUUCCUUCAGAAGAACUCUCGUAAGCUUCAUUUUGCACGGACGCGGCAGCUGCCGGUGAGCGGGGCCUUCCACACCAGUCUGAUGGAGCCGGCCGUGGAGCCUCUCCGAGAUGUGCUGCGGGAGCUGGACGUGCGGCGGCCCAUCAUCUCCGUCCACUCCAACGUAAACGGAAAGCGCUACAUGCACGAUAAUCACGUGAGGCAGCAGCUGGUCAAGCAGCUGGUGUCGCCGGUGAAGUGGGAACAGAUACUGCACGAGAUCUACGAGAGAAAUCAGGGUGAGGACUUCCCUCACACGUAUGAGGUGGGACCUGGGAAACAGCUGGGAGCUACACUGCAGAAAUGCAACAUGAAAGCAUUUAAGAACUACAAGCACAUCGAUGUUGCACUGCCACAAGACUGAUGAAGGAUGUGUGCUAGAUGGCAACAUGGCGCUGUGCUUUGGGUCAGUACUACACAGCUGAUAUUUUUCAGGUGCAUUCUGUCAAUUCACAAACAUGAACACUUAUAAACUGGGAAAACUUGGACUAGAAUACAGUAUCAGAGAAAUAUGACAUAUGGAGUUUGUUUUUUAAGUAACUGAUACUGUGGUAAAGUUAAUAAAAAUCAUAUGAUAAACAGAUCGGUGUCUUCCAAACAUUGUGCUGUUUUGGAGUUCAGGUAGUACAUAAAUAUCUAUUUCAAACAUCAAUGCAAUGUUAAAAGCUGUAUAUAUUUUUGUUUUGUUUGUUACUGCCAAUACAAGAUUUUAUCACUGUGCAUUCCUAUUUAUUUAUGUAAGGAGAAAGAUGGUUGUUCAUUCUGUUUAUUUUCAUAAUAUGGGUAGAUGCCUAGUCUACAUUAAUAUGGGAAUUACAUAAUUACAAAAUUUUACAAUAACUUUGGCUUUGCUAGAGUAUUGCACCCUAUACUGAAACAUUCAUUCAGAUUGUCUAUAAUUACAUAGAUUUCAGAGAUAUACAAUCAUAAGUUUCCGUGUUUUCAUGUAAUCCUGCAAUUUUGAAAAAGCUUAUUAUAACUUGCACAUGUUUUUUGCUGAUGAACCACUGGAUUUACAUUUUACAAUUUUUAUUACACUGUGAAAGAACAUUCUGGAAAAAAAAUAUUUUAUUUUCCACUUUUACUGGGACUUGACUACGUACUCAUAUAGCAAGGACUGAUAUGCUAAGCCAAGGAUUUUAUGACCAUUUUUGCUUAUUGUAGGCACAAAGACAUUUUCAGAGACAUUGUUUUAGAAAGAAAAAACAUGAUACUGGAUAUGUGUGAAUGGAGCCUCAGAUAGCAAAUAAUGCAAAAGCAAAUGCUUUGCCCUAAAGCUGUAACCUAUCUAACUGUCCUACAAAAGUACAGUGCCUAAUUAGCAAUAAUGAUAUUUUUGCCAAGGCUCUGUAACGCUUGUAUAAACUGUAAAUAGUUGCUAUGAAUAACAUUAUGAAUUGGGUGAGGCAGAGCAUGAAAGAUCACAGAGCACUUUU